UAAGGUGUAGCGCAUCCUACUAAUUCACUCAUUUUAUAUUAUUCGUCAAUCUCAUGCCAAGAUAAUACUAUACUCUUUCAUGUGCAUCGUCAGAUCCUUAAACUUACUUCAGCUGCGUACCUUGGUAAGCAGCUCUGCGGAGCGAAUUAACUAUGGAGGUUGUAGGUUCGGUUGCGUCUAUUGCGCAACUGAUUGAAAUCGCGGCGAAAAUAUGCAGCUUUUGUGCGACAGUAAUGGGUGCGUCCCAAAUGAUCGAUGAACUCGGCCGUACAUCGAGUAUGAUGCUUCAACUUCUAUACCAGGUCAAGCAACAAGUUGAUACCGACAAUACAACCCGUGGUCAUCCUCUGGGACCCGAAGAUCUCAUCCGAGAGUUACAAUCAUGCAUGGUCAACCUGUCGCGGCAAUUCGAAAAAUUGAGCCCUAAGGGCUUCAUGCAAAAGUUACGUUUUGUCCAUAUGGAGAAGGACAUACAGAAAACUAUUGACAAGGCGUCACGCAUGAAUGGUCUCCUCAACUCAUGGCUCACUCUCGAUAUAAAACAGACGACGAAGGCUAUUGAUGACGGUGUUAAGACACUCAAUAGCCACGUGGAAGAUGAAAUGAUCACCGGUAGGAUUGACCGUCUUGUGAAGCACUACGCUCCGGUCAGCUUUUCGGAAAAACACGGUAAUGUCCUGCAACAAAGGCAGGAUGGUACUGGCCAAUGGUUCCUCGACUCUCCAGAGUUCCAGGAGUGGAUGAAGUCUUCUGGGGGGACUUUGUGGUGUUCCGGAGCACCAGGAGCGGGUAAAACAGUUAUGGCUUCAACGACCAUCGAGUAUCUUAGGAAGAAGUUGCAUGGGAGUAGGACGUGCGGCUUAGCGUACGUUUACUGCGAUUAUCGUCAGCGCCAGGACCAAAAAGCUUCCGUUCUACUCGGUAAUAUUUGGGCACAGCUAUUUCGUCGACGAGGACCAUCUGCCACCGAAGUUAACCAGGCAUUUGGUGAGAUGUUUGCGAGUCACGACUUUCGGCCAACCAAGACUCAAAUUAUCAACAUGAUUCGUGAUGAGCUGACUAACUCGAACUUGGAACGCAUUUACGUCGUUGUUGAUGCGCUUGAUGAAUGUGGCGACGAGAACGAACGGAACGGCUUCAUAGACGGCCUCAACAGCUUGCAACCGUUCUUAAACAUAUUAAUUACUUCGCGGAUGACACAUCACGAUAACGCAGGAUUCAAUGACGUGCGAGCUUUCCGAUUUACACCCACCAAUGAAGAUAUGAGUACUUACAUCAAUGCACGGAUACGAGAGUCGAAGAAAAUAGCUAGUUAUGUGGAUCGAAAACCAGAAUUGAAGGAACAAAUUCGCCGUGUCGUGAUUGAUAGGGCGAAUGGAAUGUUCCUACUUUGCAGGAUGCAUUUAGACACUCUGAGCCGCGCGAUUAGGCUCAAGGACCUAAUACAAGAUCUCGACCGUAUCCCUAAGGGCGAAAAUGUCGUGAAGGAUACGUACGACCAAGCAAUGGAGCGCAUUCGAGACCAAGGAACAAAUAUAGAAGAAUUUGCUCUGCGGGUAAUCCGAUGGGUUUGCUUCGCCAGGCGGCCCUUGAAACUCGCAGAACUCUUAUGCGCCCUCGCUAUCGAACCAGGUGACGAAGAACUCGACGAAGAUGCCGUUGGUGAUGAGAGCGACAUUGCUAAUUAUUGCGCCGGUCUCGUGGUGGUGGAAGGUGACAGUAAGACAGUAAGAUUCGUUCAUUAUACAACACAGGAGUACUUUAACUCGUUGAGGGAUACGCACGAAUUUAUUCACAGCAACAGAGAUAUCGCUCUAUCAUGCAUCUCUUUCCUUGGCCUGGACGACCUUACUCUCCCGAAAGGAGGCUAUGUGGCGCAGAUCUGGCCCACCGAGGACGAAAUUCCGUUCUUUUCUUACGCAGCUCUACAUCUCGGACACCAUUGCGUCUCGGAAUCAAGUGUCUCGGGUCCUGAGGAGUCUGAGGAGUCGGGGGAGAUCAUGGAUCUGUUUCUCAGAUUUUUAAAACGCCCUGAAUAUGUCGAACGCGCUUCUAUCGCCAUUCUCUCAAACCUCGGUGGAAGAAUCACGGGACUUUUCCAAGAUCGUGGGAUGCGUGUUCAAUUACCCACGAAAACAACAGCAGCGAGCAUAGCUGCAUUCUUUGAUAUGAUACGCGAAGAGUCCGACAGCGAUGCGUUCAGCGUAAGUGUUGAAUGGCUAGUGGGGAACACUGAGCAGGCUACGGGUCCAGAGGACUCCUAUUUUGGGAAUCCACUCCACUGGGCUUGCCUUGGUAACUCUACCAAAUCAAUCGAGGUGCUUCUAAACAACACCGCAAUCAAACUAGACGUCAAUUCAGCAAUAGUAAAUCCGGUAGGCUGGCAACCGCAUAUGAUUUCGGUCGCAUAUGGAUCUCUAGGUACUCUCCAGGCUCUCCUUAACCACGGCAUCGAUCUUUACAAACGCUCUCGACUAGAGCGGGCCACAAAUCUUGUCCAAGAAGCGAUUAUGGCAGCCACUACGGUGAAAGGGCCCGAAAAGACUACCCUAAUUAAGGCUAUCAUGGAAAAGGAUGCCAUUGGUGGCUUACUUGUAAUCCGUGAUGUUUACGGAAACACUGCCCUCAUGGAGGCAGUGCGUACGACCGAUUUUGAGGUGUUCGAAUGUAUACUGGGAUAUUACGAGCGAGCCCAAUGGCCACCUGGACUAAAGGAAAACACAAUUUUGUCUUUUGAGUUUGAGAGGAGAACGGCAUUGCAUUGGGCCGUAGCGCAAUCAUUUUUGCGCUUUAGGAGUACCAAUACCACUGCCACAUCGGGCCCUCUUCGAAUACUGGAAGCGUUGCUCGAUACUCCUUACGGGAAUGGUCUACUACUACGGCGUGAUUCGAGGGGCGAUACGCCAUUUGAGUCCGCAAUUCGUCACGGCUAUAUCCAGGCUGUUGAAACCAUCUUGGCAAAGCACGAACAGCAUCAAUUCAACCAUUUCCACCCGCAACAAGUAAUAUCUGGGCUCAACCUCGCCGCCCGCGUCGCGAAAACUUACAUUGUUGAAUUGCUACUAGGGAAAUUGAACAAUGACCUCCUAAGCCGUCCCGGGGAGGACAAUGUGUUACACUAUGCAGCCCGUGGCACUAUGGCCGAAAACACGGGAUUCCUGUUACAAAAGCUCGCUGGUCUACGCCUUUAUGAUAUUCCAGGAUCAAAUGGAAAUCUGCCACUUCACUACGCGGCAGCAAGUGGUAAUACUGAUUCUGUGGAAGCUUUACUCAAGCAGCAAGGCGUCAGCAUCAAUGCACGAAACGAAGCCGGACAAACUGCAUUGCACAAAGCCGUCGACGCGAACCUUAUUGAUGUGUGUUCGAGCCUUCUAAAAGCGGGUGCCAAUAUAAAUAUAGACGACAAGGAUGGCCUCGCGCCGCUCACACUAGCUAUUAAGAAACGAUGCACAGAUAUUUUAACUUCCAUGAUCCCUUAUGCCACCAUGAAGCCCCACAACCUGGAUGAUGAUGACAUCUCAUGGUUGCGAGAACAGCCCUGGGGAGACGGCUUGCUCCAACAAUCUACCAACUCUAAAUCAUUGGCAGAAAUUGAUUAUUGGCCGCAGCAAGAAGACGAUAUCGUAACCGCAGCGUUAUGUCUACGAAGAAAACUAAGACGAGGAAGUUCAAGCACAGCAGAGGCGUUCCAGUACGCCUAUGUUGUAUCGCGCAUCCUAGAUCUGGCCGAAUAUUGGGUCCGGUCGAGCGCUGUCAGAGUCAGUAUCGAUAACGACGGCGAAGUGAGGAGAUGGGGCGACCCGACGAUCCCAUUCCUCAGAAGCAAAGCUAUCACAGGACGACUUCUUAAACCCGUCUGCCGAGUCGAUUUCGUAAUCACUAGUCACGACCAAGGCUACUGUUCAGAUCCAAGUCGAGGUGAUAGUUGGACAUGGUUCACCGCCGACGUCAAUCGACGCGAAAACUCAGCCUUCGCCCAAGAACUUGCGGGGCCGAAAGAUAAAGAGGCUGCAAGUACAGAAAUUCAUUUAAUCUCUAAUCGCGGCGCGGACAGGCAAUGGCAUAUACAUAAGAUAUCAUGGAGUCUUACGGAUCCAACAGUAGCAGAUGCCGAAAGUGGUCUUUGGAUCAAAGCCUUGACACACGGAGAUAGGGUCGUCGUGUUACCGUAUGCGCGUUUUCCGGGCUGGGAAAACUGGAUUCGUCGCGUAAGAAUCGACAUUUUCACUACGUGCCUUAAGAAUGAAAGCAGUAAAACGUUAGAUUCGCAAUGAUGACAGCUCAUUCGCGCGUAUUUAGUCGAGGUUGAUAACAUUUAUCAUUCUUAUCGAAGACUCUUCUACAUCUUGCGACUGCCUAUCCCUUAAGUCCUAAUCCGAACCCUAACCCCCCCGAGGAGCCAUCCGCUACCAAAUUAUUCGUCUUCGCCCCGUAUAAGUCUUCUGCUUCUCCUGCACCUAGUCGACGAAUUCGUGAAGCUUGCGCAAGUCGUCAUCCCCCCGUUCAAUUCGAAAAGUGUUCAAACAAUCUUUGAGUGCCCUAAUCUCGUUCAGGAAAUAUUUUCGCAGCUCGGCGUGUAAUAUCAACAAGCACCGCGAGGAGAAAGGCACCACCAAGCCAGGUCAUAACUUGGUGCUAUACAUCCUUAUCUCCUUGAAGGGAGUAGCACUCG
This is a messenger RNA of Hypoxylon trugodes, 4672 nucleotides long. Its product is annotated as ankyrin. The transcript has 2 exons. Lineage: Eukaryota; Fungi; Ascomycota; Sordariomycetes; Xylariales; Hypoxylaceae. Gene Ontology annotation, molecular function: protein binding. The record is from RefSeq and is a predicted model, not a curated record. The coding region runs from base 153 to 4274 and encodes 1373 amino acids.